Epinephelus moara (kelp grouper) is the source of this 5846-nucleotide messenger RNA. RefSeq names its product nidogen-1-like. Gene Ontology annotation, biological process: cell-matrix adhesion. Bases 133 to 4176 code for a protein of 1347 amino acids. Lineage: Eukaryota; Metazoa; Chordata; Actinopteri; Perciformes; Serranidae. The record is from RefSeq and is a predicted model, not a curated record. Gene Ontology annotation, molecular function: calcium ion binding. The transcript has 20 exons.
GUACCCUCAGUUCGCCGCUGUGCGCCGCUGAAUCGGCUGUUCGUGUCGCCCGCUGCCCCUCACCUCCUCCCCGGCUGUCCUGAGUGCUGAACACCGCUGGUCUGACUGUGUCUGUGGAGCAUUACGGAGAAGAUGAGUCCCCGGUCCCGGAGCUGGUUGUGGGUCUGGUCGUGCUUGCUGAGCCUGGGUGUCGUGACCCGGGCUCUGGACCUGGAGGAGCUGUUCGAGUUCGGAGGAGAAGCCGGAGAUGAGCAGCUGCUGCCCGGCUCGGACUCCACCGCCGAGCUGGCUCUCAACGGAUCUCUGUUCUUCUUCGGCGACACCUUCGACAAAGUUUACAUCAAUACGAAUGGAUUUGUGUCUGUUGUGAAGCCUCCGGCUGAGGAGGACUAUCUGGGGAAGAUGCCCGCCAGUUUCAAAAUGAUUGCAGUGUUGCUGGGAGACAUGGACAGUGACAGACAGGGGAAGGUCCACUUCAGGUGGGAUGGCAGCCCAGAGGUACUGAGUCGAGCCGCCAAGAUCAUCAAACGAGCUUUCCCCAGAGACGAAGGAGUGGAGCCCAGUGGCAUCACCAUCGUCACCUGGGAGAACAUGAGCGCCCGGGGGACGUCUGGACGAGGGGAUGGACCGGACACUAAGAGAAACACUUUCCAGCUGGUUUUGGUCACCAUGGCGUCGUCCUCCUGCGCCAUCCUCCUGUACCCCCAAGGCGGCCUGCAGUUUCUCUCCACAUCAAUAGGGGGCGAGAGUAAGGUCCUGGAGACCGGUUUCAAUGAAGGCAUGGUGGCCGGCUGGUUCAGCUCCUCACAGGGAACGUACUUCCGCAGCACCACUGAUGAAGAGACCUCCAUCAGGGAACUUACUGAGAAGACAAACUCAGGACAGAAUGGUGUUUGGGUGUACGAGAUCGGCUCCUCGCCAUUCUUUUUCGCCAUUACGCCAGGGCUGGUUACCAGUCUACCUGAGGAGGAGAAUGCCACCGAACCUCCUGUGACCAUGUUGCCAGGUCAACCUGAGGAACCCCAGCUGGUACCGGAAGAAAAGGACGAGUUCCCAACUGAGACUCCCAAUGAGUACCAACCCAGUUACCCAGAAGCUGAGACCGUCACACCAGGGUUUAUCGAAUCGGAGACCGAAGAACCAGAUUACCCAGAAUACCCUGAAUCUGAGACUGUCACGCCACCCUACACCAACCCUGAGAGGGCUCAACCGAGGUACCCAGACCCAUCAGAGCCGAGAUACCCUGACCAAAUAAAGACAGGAUACCCAGUCUCUGAGCCUUUGCAACCAAGAUACACCGUCCCUGAACCCACUGAGCCUAGGUACUCUCCAGUCGAGCCAAGGUACCCUGAUCCAGCCCAACCAUACUCUCCAGUUGAGCCAAGGUACCCUGAUCCAGCCCAACCAUACUCUCCAGUCGAGCCAAGGUACCCUGAUCCAGCCCAACCAUACUCUCCAGUCGAGCCAAGGUACCCUGAUCCUGCCCAACCGCGGUACACCAACCGCGAACCAGUCCAACCAGUGCCGCCCCAUUCCAGGCCCCAGCAACCACAAAUCGUUGUGGUAGACGAAGAUCUCGAUGUGAAUGUGUAUGCGUACAAUUCUGAGACGUGCGCCCACAACAGCCACAAAUGCGCAGCUUUUGCUGACUGCCGGGAUUACAGCAAGGGGUACUGCUGCCAUUGCAGGCCUGGUUACUACGGUAACGGAAAGGACUGUGUUGCAGAAGGAAAACCACAGAGGAUGAACGGAAAAGUGAACGGUCGAGUGUUCGUGGGGAACUCGCCCCGGCCUGAGGAGCUCAGUAACAACGACUUGCACUCGUAUGUGGUACCCAAUGAUGGACGGGCCUACGUGGCCAUCAGCAACAUUUCUGACGGCCUGGGACCCUCCCUGCUGCCGCUGUCCUCCCUGGGGGGAAUCAUCGGCUGGGCCUUUGCCCUGGAGCAGCCCGGCUACAAGAACGGCUUCAGUCUCAUCGGUGGCGUGUUUUCUCGGCGGGCCGAGGUGUUCUUCCAGCCUGGUGAUGAGCGUCUGACCAUCACGCAGCAGUUUAAAGGAAUUGACGAACACGACCAUCUGGUGGUUAGCACUGAACUGGAGGGACGUCUGCCCGCCAUACCGCUGGGAUCCUCUGUCCAGAUCAACCCAUACAAGGAGAUCUACCAGUACGACAGAAACUUGAUCACUUCCUCCUCCAACCGAGAGUACACCAUCACCUCCCCUAAUGGCGAAGUGCAGACCAGAACCUACCAGUGGCGUCAGACUGUCUCCUUCCAGAGCUGCCCGCAUGAUGAGGCCAGCGGGGCGACACCGUCCACCCAGCAGCUCAGCGUGGACCAGAUCUUUGUGAUGUACGAUUCCACCAACCAUCUGAUCCGCUACGCCAUGAGCAACAGAAUCGGCUCCAUCCACAGUGGUCUUCCGGAGCAGAACCCGUGUUUCACCGGCAGACACGGCUGUGACAACAACGCCAUGUGCCGACCAGGUGAAGGCCUCCAGUUCACCUGCGAAUGUUCUACUGGUUUCACUGGAGACGGACGCAACUGCCAAGACAUCGACGAGUGCAGAGAGACUCCUCAGAUCUGUGGAUACAAUGCCGUCUGCAGUAAUCAGCCAGGAACUUUCCGCUGUGAGUGUUUGACCGGCUUCGUGUUCGCCAACGACGGAAGGACCUGCAUCGAGGAGAACCAUCCAGUGGAUCACUGUCGGAGAGGAAGUCAUGACUGCGAUGUUCCUGAAAGAGCUCUGUGCAGCUACACCGGCGGCUCGGCCUAUGUCUGCUCCUGCUUGCCGGGGUUCGUGGGUGACGGCCGGGUGUGUCGGGAUGUAGACGAGUGUCAGCAGGAACGAUGCCACCGCGACGCCAUCUGCUCCAACACACAGGGCUCAUACACCUGCCAGUGCCGCCCCGGUUUCCAUGGUGACGGCUUCCAGUGCAUUGCCUCAGAACACGAGAAGACCCUGUGUGAGCGUCACCGAGAGAGCGCCCAGACUUCCACUUCUGGCUCCAGCCUCUUCUCGCUCUUCCGUCCUCGGCCGGCCAUCGGUCAGUAUGUCCCUCAGUGUGACCGACACGGAGCCUACGAGCCCACGCAGUGCCACACCAGCAUCGGACAGUGCUGGUGCGUGGAUGCCAACGGCCAGGAGAUCCCCAACACUCGCACCGGACCAGGCAGCACCCCUCUGUGUAUCAACCAGGCGGUGACCCCUACUCCGGUGGGUCCGACCCCGCGGCCUGACGUUCACCCUGUUGCUCCAGGAACACACCUGCUGUUCGCUCAGAGUGGGAAGAUUGAACGUGUUCCUCUGGAUGGAUACAACAUAAAAAAGGAGGAGGCCAAACCUCUGCUGCACGUCCCCGACCGGGUGGUGAUCGCCGUGGCCUACGACUGUGUGGAGAAGAUGGUUUACUGGACUGACAUCACUGGGCCGGCUAUCAGCAAGGCCAGACUGAGUGGAGGAGAUGUCAUUCCGGUCGUCACUAAAGACCUCCAGAGUCCUGAAGGCAUCGCCAUCGACCACGUGGCCCGCCUCCUCUUCUGGACCGACUCCAUGCGUGACACCGUGGAGGUUUCCAAACUGGACGGCAGCCAGCGGCGAGUCCUGUUCGACACCGAUCUGAUCAACCCUCGACCCAUCGUCACCAACCCGGCGUACGGGCGGCUGUACUGGGCAGACUGGAACAGAGACGGUCCUAAAAUUGAGAUGUCCAACAUGGACGGGACGGAGCGGACCGUCCUGGUGAAAGAUGACCUGGGGCUUCCCAACGGUCUGACCUUUGACCUCGAAGACCAACAGCUGUGCUGGGCCGACGCAGGGACUCGUAAGGUGGAGUGUAUGGAUCCUCACCGCAGGCGGAGGAGGCAGAUCGUUGAAGGGAUCCAGUAUCCCUUCGCUCUCGUCUCCUUCGGGAGGAACCUUUACUACACCGACUGGAGGAGGGAGGCGGUGGUCGCUGUCGACCGUCACUCAGACAAAGAGACUGAAGAGUUUCUGCCACAGAAACGCUCUCGGCUGUACGGCAUCACCACGACAACGACACAGUGUCCACAAGUCUAUAACUACUGCUCCAACAAUGGCGGCUGCUCUCACCUUUGUCUGCCGCGGCUUGGCGGGUUCACCUGCCGCUGCCCGGACGCCAACGAUGGUCAGUGUGUGGAGAGAAACCUUUGAGGUCUGCAGAGCGACAAUAACACUGCUGCUGCUGCUGCUGGGAGACAAAGAACAAAACACGCUUAACUCAAUUUGGUUUUUUUUGUUUUUGUUUUUUACAUUCCUACUUGAAUCAAACAUUUCUAUGAUCAUUUUACAGAUUUAUAUUUUUGGCCCUUAAAAGAUGUUCAGACCUCACUGUAUUUAUGAUGUCACACUUCAGGUGAAAUGAUUGACUGUUUAAUUCAGAUAUAGUUUCUGAAAUGUUUGUGCAGCAUGUGUUUAUAAUCUGACUCCUGGUUGAAGAGUUUCUCUCUUAAGUCAGAACAAAGUGACACUAAAUCAAAACUACAGGGAUUUUUUAAAGACGGCAGGUAAACGAAAACACUCAGAUUAUAGUCAUUUGAAACGGUACUGAAGGUGUUUUUAUUAUAUUUUAAAAGUGAAAUUUCUCAUUGAUAUCUUAUAAAUGUGGUCUGAAAGAUAACUGCGAAAAACAAUCAGAUAAUUCUAUCAAUGGUUAUCAAAUACUUCAGUGAAGGGUUCCCAGCGUUCCUUAUAAAUGUUCAACAUUUAAAGAAAAAAACCCUUAAAAAGUGUCUGCAAAUGAAAAACGUUGACACUCACCUGAACAUAACCCGUCAGAAGUCACUGAAGAUAUUUCUGUUCUGUGAUCUGUAGAAAAAGCCAACAGACUUAAUCAGGUCUGAAUCAGACAGUUCUUGUUGCUGAAACGCCACCUACAGGCCAAAUGCAAUCAGAUCAACUCAAAGUCCUCCGUGGAGUCGUCACAUAGAUUAACUGAAACUGCUCAACGUGUUCAAGAGUCAAAGCAGUUUGGCUACAACCACAAGAAUAUGGCCAGUUACAGGAAAUAAAAAUAAAAAAGUAAAUUUAAAAAAAACUCAUUUAGCGAAGACUGGAUUAAAUCUGUAGGAGGAAACUACAAAAAUGGUGGAUAAUCUGACAAAAAUGGGCGUAGCCCAAAACAGACUUAAUUUUAGGAACUCAUCAAAGACUUUUGAGCCAAAAGACAAAUGUGGCAGAUUUUCUCAAAUAUUUAGCCGACAUCCUCCCAGCUGACAGUAAAUACGAGUGAGUGGUUACUUGGUGUAAGUUGUUAACUGAUCUGAUUGGAUGAUAAAACUGUUUAGAUGUUGACCUGAACAAAAAGUUGUUUUUAUUGAAUACCAAAUCCAGUUUAUUAGAAACAGCCAACUGCAAUUUAAUGUAAAAGCAUCGCAUAUAUUGUCUUCCUGUUUUAUUUGUAAUUAUGUGACUAUCAUUCAAAUUACAAAGAUUAAGAAAGCAGAGGGCUGGUGAGAGUGUGGUAAGGGCUAAAAAACGUUUUUAGACUUAACAAGAUUUAUUGUACUGUCUGUGCUUCAACUCACAGUGUAUUUUUUAUAUGAACUUGUAAAUAAUUACCUGACAUUGUGAUGAUAUUCUCUGUUUUUAAUGGUGCUGAUGUUGCCUGAGAUCUACCUGAUGAUGAUGAUGAUGAUGAUGAUGAUGAUGAUGAUGAUGAUGGUGGUUACUGUGAAGAUAUGUGCAGAUCGUGUCUAGAGACAAAGUUGUGUGUACCUCUCAUGUAAACAUCAUUUUUUACAGUGAACACUUGUGCAGUGAUGCUUUACUUCCAGUCACUGAUACCAGUCCUUGUUCUCAUCUAAAAAUAAAAGUUAAGAAAC